UCUUCCUCCACUUUAGUUGGCACGUACGUGAUUUUAUUCACAUUUUAUUUUAGAUUUAUAAUUUAUUUUACAAUUUCUAAGUAACAAUCGUCGAUGUUUCAAUUAAAUUUUUAAAAUUAUACUUGAGCUUUCAAUAUGGAGUACAAAUAUUCGAUAUGUAUUAUAUUAUGCUGCGUGCUAGUAUGUUCUGCGCAGUUCGUGGAUGAUAUGCAGAUUUACGAGAAGGAAUGCUUGGGAGAAGACAAGUUCCAAUGCGAAGACGGCGGGUGCAUCUGGCAGCAUCAGUAUUGCGAUGGAAGCAAAGAUUGCGAAGAUGGCUCGGACGAGGCUUUGUGUAUGGAAACCGCAUCAAUACCAACGCGGGAAGAAUGCGCAAAACUUAAUAAGUUCAUGUGCUGGGAUGGCAAACGCUGCAUACCGAAAGUUUUAAUUUGCGACAACGAGAGGCAUUGUGACGAUGGAAGCGAUGAAGCCAAUUGUACGCACCCAGUGGAAAAUAAAAAUGCUAGCUGCAAAGGCUUUCGAUGCGUAAGCGACGGCAAAUGCAUCUCUAGUGUAUGGGCGUGUGACGGAAAAUACGACUGUACCGAUCAGAGUGACGAAGAUAUUACCACAUCAUGCUUGCAUGUGACUCGUGAUGAAUAUAUAACAGAGUAUCUGGUUCUACAACCCCAACUGAACUGUUAUCAGUGUCACGACUAUUCGUAUUGCCUGAGACCUGAACGCAUGUGUGAUGAUGUACCGGACUGCAGAGACGGAAGUGACGAGGGACCAUUCUGUCACAACUGGCAAACAAUGUGUACAAACCACAUAUGCGGCGAUAGAAGUGUAUGUAGACCCGAACGUGAAGGCCCCACAUGCGUAUGCCCUCUUUAUCACGAAUACAAUAUCACAUCACAAAAAUGUUAUCCCGUGGACUCCUGCCUUGACGCGGAUCCGCCUUGUGCACAGAUUUGUGACUAUAAAAAUGGACCUUUCCAGUGUUAUUGCGAGGAGGGCUAUAUAAUUGAUAUUCUAAAGAUCGGUGUUGGAUGCUUUGCACCGGAUCCAGAAGGUCUCUUGUUCUACAGUACAAGCAACGAAAUUCGGUAUGUUGGAGUGAAAUCAAAACAUAUACGAGUUGCUGCCACUAGAUUGAAGCAACCGCGAGACAUGGAAUACGACGGCAAACAUCUCUACUGGGUAGAGACAGCAGCAGGACAUCAAGCCAUUGUGAGGGCGCAGCUCCACAACAUCACGGAGACCAAAGAGACAAUCGUAAGUCUAGGUCUUGAAGACUCAGAUUCAAUAGCCAUAGACUGGCUCGGGGGCAAUUUGUACUUCACGGAUGCAGAGCGUGGAAUCAUCUCAGCUUGCACGUUGAAUGGUUCAGCGUGUACAACGAUAGUCACCAACGCCAGAGUCCCGAGGCAUCUUACGCUGCAUGUUAAAAGGGGUAAUAUGUAUUGGGCAGACUGGCACGAUCGACCAGUAAUAAUGGCAGCACGUAUGGACGGGUCAAAUUCGUCUGUUCUUACUGACAAACUACAGAAAUACCCAACGUCUCUUUCGCUGGAUGCGCCCAAUGACCGUCUCUACUUUAUCGAUGGCGCAGUCAAAGUUAUUCGUGCUGAAGGUGGCAAAAUAUUCACGAUGUUCGAGCAUCCCCUGCACCGUCCACACGCAGUGGCACUUUUCGAAAACUCAGUGUAUUUCAGCGACUGGACUACGAACUCCAUUCUAGGCUUACGGAAAAUGUCUGGCCUCGAACACAGGGAUGAUAUCUAUAAAGUUAAUGCUACUGUGUUUAAUCUCUUCGUAUACCACCCAAUUCUUAUGACAUCCAAAUCAAACCCGUGUGAAAACCAUAGUUGCUCGCAUUUUUGUUUCCUCACGUCGAAUGUGUCAUAUGUGUGCGCAUGUCCUGAGGAUAUGCAACUGAAGACGCAUUCAAGCAAUAUUUGCCAGGAGAUUGAGACUUACCGACCUCAAUAUCUCGUAAUCGGAAGUGGAGCCGACUUCACUCGGAUCCAAUACAACACAUUGGGAAACCCUGAAAGCCACGCGACUCACUUUGACAUAGGUCGUGUACAGGCCAUGGCUUACGACAGUAUCCGAGAUAUGCUUUACAUAUUCGAUGCAAUACAUAAAACAUUAAAUUACGUAUCGAUGCGAGAUUUCAAAGGGGGUAAGACGCAAGUCCUCCUCAGAUUCGGACUCAACAAUAUUGUCGAUAUGGAUUUCGAUUAUGUAACAAACGUCUUAUACCUAUUGGAUGGAGGUCGUUGGACUCUCGAUUUGGUUUCUUUGAAGACGUUGAAGACCACUGUUUUAGUUCGUUUUGAACAGACUCCAAUUAGUUUGUGUGUUUUAUCAGAUUAUGGAAAAUUACUAGUGGCAGUCAAAGAAGUAAAUAACGGGAUUCGAAUCGACAGUAUGGGCCUUGAUGGAUCUGACAGAAAAACGAUUGUUGUCAACGAUUUAAAAGGUCCUCACAUUGCAUUAAAGUAUGCUCAUAAUUUGGACAACGUAUACUUGGCUGAUGAAACCAGCGGUAUGAUCGACUACAUGCAUCCUGAAGGUUCUGGACGAGAAAACUACCGCGAGUUAUCAACAACCGUGACGAGCCUUGCAGUAACAGACACGUACGUGUUCUGGACAGACCGUCGAAGCACAAGACUGUACUGGGCAGAUAUUCAUGAAACCACGCCUAAGAUUCGCAGGAUGGACUUUUCGAUGUUCUCAAACACAAGCCAUCUACACAUUCAAGCCACAAAUCCAAUACCAACAAACCCGAUAUUACGCCAUCCAUGCAACUUGGAUCCUUGCAAAGAAAUUUGUGUACAGACCCCCCAUUUGCCACAUACAGAAGAAUAUCAUUACAAAUGUCUAUGUUCCCCUGGUCUAAUAAAUGUAGCUGGAGAUUGUGUGGAAUUGAUCACCUGCAGACAAGAUCAGUACUUCUGCCAUAUUAGCAAUGCGUGUAUCGAGAAAAGUCAGAUUUGCAAUGGUAAGAAGGAUUGUUAUUAUGGAGAAGAUGAAGAAGGUUGUCAUCGGUUUAAUCCCGCUAUUUCAAACAUAUGUCCACCGCACGAGUACUUUUGCAAUGACACCUGUAUUACACAUGAUAAACCCUGCAUACCUCCUGCCCCUGAACACAAUCAAUGCACAGAAACCCAGUUCAAAUGUAACAAUAACAAGAUCUGUAUCGAUCGAGUGCGAAUGUGCGACGGCAGAAAUGACUGUCCAGACGCUAGCGAUGAGUCAGAAAGUGUAUGCAAUCUGCAUCAUUGCUUGGAAACUGAGCACAUGUGUGCAUCAAGGCAAUGCAUUUUGGCCACAUUUCAUUGUGACGGAGAGACUGACUGCGCAGACGGUUCCGACGAGAUCAUUGGUUGCAGUGCAAAAACCUGCAAAUUAGAUCAAUUUCAAUGCAUAGGCCAACGUAACUGUAUCGAAUUAAGGCAAUUGUGCGAUGGGGUACAGGACUGUUCUGAUGGCAGCGAUGAAGAAGGCUGCUUGGAACCAGAAUUUAAUUCAGAUUUUGUGGAGACCGAAAACUGUGCACAAUGGGAGUUCGCUUGCGAAAUGAACAGAAGCAUUUGCUUGCCGAUUACCCUUCGGUGCAACGGUAAAACAAAUUGUCCAGGCAACACAGACGAGUUGAAUUGUCACAGGGAUAUGUAUUGCAACCGGGGCACCAUGUUCCGUUGUCAAGAAGAAAAGAUGGCGUGUAUCCAUUUUAAUCGGGUCUGCGAUGGACACAAGGAUUGCAUUGAUUCGUCUGAUGAAAAUAUUGAAGCGUGUCUUCUUGUAAACCGGACUUUAAAGCGCUAUCCGUUGGUGUACAAAGAGGAAUGCCGAGAUGGUUACCACUGUAACAGUGGACAGUGCAUCGCAUGGAAAGCAGUGUGUGAUGGAUCGUUUGAUUGCUAUGACGAAUCGGAUGAAGGACCCAUGUGCUCAUCAGCCUGCGAAAACAACACCUGCUCCUACACUUGCCAACCGACCCCACACGGCCCGUCCUGCAAAUGUCCUGUUGGAUUCCAACCAGGCUCAGACCUGCACUCUUGUGUGGACGUGGAUGAAUGUCUCAACGACGCCUGCUCUCAGAUCUGUCGAAAUACUCCAGGGUCAUUUUUGUGCUCGUGUCACCGAGGAUAUGCUAUAGGCUAUGACCGCCGUUCUUGCAAAGCUACAAAGAGGAACAUGUCUAUCCUGUACGUGUCAGGCAACUCCGUGCGGUCGAUUUCAGCUGACGGGUACACCACCGUUGAGUACACUGAUCAUAACACUGGUAGCAUCAGCGAUAUGGAUUACAAUGUCAGGAUGAAAAAGUUGUACAUAACAUCAGCAGAGGCACGAAAAUUGGUCGAAGCGAACACCACAAACAACGAAACCAUCAUCACUAAUGUCGGUCGUCCUUCCAAGAUAGCUGUAGACUGGAUAACAGACAACGUCUAUUUCGUGGAUAGCACACCGUCUGCAAGACUAAUGAGAGUUUGCAACGUUAAGCAGAAAUUGUGUGCUCGCUUGCAAAAACUACCUAAUGCCGAGGUAACAGCACUGGUAGUAGAUCCAGCACAUCGCCGCAUGUUCUACUGCGUCACAAAAGACUUUGAGUCCGUUAUUUGGUCUGCAACUCUCUCAGGACAGAAGGUCAUGGAUAUAGCCACAGUGCACAAUUGUACUGGAUUAGCUGUGGAUUCUUUUAAGAAGAUCGUGUACAUCGCUGAAACUGGUCCCGCUCAUAUUUUGUGGAUGGACUAUGAAGGUGGACAACUGAAAAUGUUCAUAUCAGACGAUCCCUAUCUACAAGCACCACAUGACCUCGCAAUAUAUGAAGACCAUAUAUAUUUCCUAGUCGCGAACUCGUUCAAACUGAGCCGCUGCAUGCUGUAUUCCACAAAGCGGUGCGAACAUUACUUGCAAAGAGUUUUCGACGCUAACACGUUCGUAAUAAGACACGAAAGCGUGCAAAGGGAUGAUGUUGAGGACUUGUGUAGUGAUCAGCAGUGUCAAAAUAUAUGUGUUCUGGAUGAUAAAGGAGCAGCCUGUCUAUGUGACAAUGGGAGUGUAGAGAAAAAUGGCGCUUGUCCCGAAGUUGAUUCUUCUCUGUUGCCCUUGUUCAACGGCUGGGCUCACCACGAUCUAGAAAAUGUGCACAGACUCCCACUGUCUGUAGCUCUGAUUUUGGCUCUGUUAUUUAUAACUUACAUCUUUGUAUGCAUUUACUAUGUGCGACGCAGAAGCCAACGGGAGCGACAACAGCUACCUUAUGCACAAGUGCACUUCCAAAACACCCUGGCAGAAUCUGAAGGAACUACUCCGUUAAGCAUUUCAGAAAUGUCGCCUGGCUCCAGCGGUUUAGAAAUGCCGCCCACUGGGUCUAGAAGACAGGAGUUUACUAAUCCCUUGCAGUUCAUGAGAGACGUCUGGCAAAAGUCGGUCCGAAAACAAAAUCGCCCCAUUGGCACAGCUGGGUUGGAGAUAGUCGUGCCGCCACUCGAUGUGUCUGACACGGAGUCCGAUAUUGAUGACAGGGAUAGGGCGUCCAUUGUCGGGAAAAAAGGAAAGAAAUAAAUUAUAUUUCUUGAAAAAACGUGAAAGAUGUCUUCCCCCUGUCGCCGAGCCGAGAAAUUAGAAUAUUAUACGCAUAAUUUAUACCGAUGAGUCUAAACAUUAGAUUCGCCAAGUCUGAUUAAAUUUGUAUUAAUUAAGUACCUACCUGAACGAAUUCAUGAAAAAAAAAUCAAGAUGUUCCACAUAAAAUGUCCAUACUCCCUCAUGUAGUAUUAACUGUUAAGUUGCCUUUUUUGCUUUCAUGGAAAAGCACUUCACUCUAACCUCUUUAAUUUACAUGAAGAGGAUUUAAAAGUUUUGCAUUUAUAAUUGUUUUUCAUGUCACAAUUAAAGCAGAUGUCAAAAUAGCACUUAUAUACCGCCCACUAGAACUUGAAUGUAGGGCGGGCAGCUUCAAAGUAGCUUUAUACAAUUACUCGCGGGCUGUAUAAGAUGCUUUAAUUAAAUAGAAAUAAGUUUGAAGUCAGGUUCGGUAGAACUUAAUAUAAUUUUUUUACCAUUUUUCAAUGAUUUAUUAUGUUGAUUUCAUAUGUGAAUGAAUACAAUAAGUUUUACCCAUAAUGUAUUACUAUUUUGUGAAGUAAGUAAUAAGGUGUGCUUUUAAAUAUAAUUGUGUAAUUUAGGAUUAAUAAGUUGAUAAGUAUUAGUUAUGAUAAAGCAUAAUUAAUCACUGUUUAACUGUCUCUAAUGAAUUUGUAUUUCAUUAAAUAAAUUUGAAUAAACG
Hyposmocoma kahamanoa is the source of this 6286-nucleotide messenger RNA. It is a transcript of the gene yl, whose product is annotated as prolow-density lipoprotein receptor-related protein 1. Gene Ontology annotation, molecular function: protein binding; calcium ion binding. The record is from RefSeq and is a predicted model, not a curated record. The transcript has 38 exons. Bases 136 to 5562 code for a protein of 1808 amino acids. NCBI's taxonomy places the organism in Eukaryota, Metazoa, Arthropoda, Insecta, Lepidoptera, Cosmopterigidae.